This is a messenger RNA of Tricharina praecox, 341 nucleotides long. RefSeq lists its product as uncharacterized. The transcript has a single exon. The record is from RefSeq and is a predicted model, not a curated record. Lineage: Eukaryota; Fungi; Ascomycota; Pezizomycetes; Pezizales; Pyronemataceae. The coding region runs from base 24 to 335 and encodes 103 amino acids.
CCCCCCCCUGCCCAGGGCCCGACAUGGCCAGCCCCCGUUUUCCCGGUCCGACGACUGCUACGCCCCUCUCCCACAACCCCCCGAGCAUACCCGUAAAUUUGUAUCUAGCUCUAGCUCUCUUCCUCUUCCUAUUCCGUUUGAUUAAUCCAUUCCUUGUAUUGAUGGGUUGUUUGUUCAUGUACGUAUUCUUGUAUGUAGGAGUUUGGCGCAUUUGCGGGAUUUGGACUGGACUGGUCGUGUUGCUUUUGGGGUCGAGGGAGGUACACAAUGGAUCUAAGGAGGAGCGAGAAGGGGAGAUGCAGGUGAACGGGGAGGGGAAAGGGGAAUGGGGGUGAAUGGGG